This is a messenger RNA of Toxorhynchites rutilus septentrionalis, 2353 nucleotides long. Its product is annotated as SET domain-containing protein SmydA-8-like. NCBI's taxonomy places the organism in Eukaryota, Metazoa, Arthropoda, Insecta, Diptera, Culicidae. The transcript has 7 exons. The coding region runs from base 99 to 1655 and encodes 518 amino acids. Gene Ontology annotation, molecular function: protein binding. The record is from RefSeq and is a predicted model, not a curated record.
CUCUGUGCUACGUUUCUUCAGAACCAGCUGAGCUGUGUUCUGUGUGUUCUGGUUAAAUUUUUGUUAUCCAAUUAUUUGCACGCAGAGCAGCUGCAAGGAUGUCAGGUUUUGAGGAAAACUUUCAAAUUUUGGAAUCUGAACAACUUGGAAGAUAUGUUGUUGCCAAUCGUGAUUUGCCAAAAGGGGAGCAAAUUCUACUGGAGGAACCAUACGUGACUGGACCCUAUUGGGACGCUGACAUCAGUUGCCUGAGCUGCUUCAGGGAUUCUUGCUGCACCUGCAGCAAAUGUAGGAAAGCUCCCCUAUGCUACGAUUGCACCGAUCACGAUGAAACCGAAUGCAACUUCUACCAGCAAUCCAGCCUAGACAAAAACUUUAUCUAUAAUCAUUUCAACGUUAUCACUCCGGUGCGGUGUUUACUUCUGCGCAGAAGCAAUCGUGCGCGAUACGAUGAGAUGAUGCGGAUGGAGGCUCGUCUAGAGGAACGCAGUGGAACCGAGAUAUGGAACAUCCACGAGAAAUACGUUGUGCAACCUUUGCUCGAAAGUGGCGUUUUCGAAAAUUUCGACGAUCUGGCGGUGACUGGAGAACUGAUACAGCGGAUUUGUGGCAUCUUAGAUGUGAACACAUUCGAAGUGCGUGGAAAUGUCGACAGUCAGGGGAGGCAGAUGGCUAACCUGGCUCGGGGUCUUUACCCGAAGACGGCUUUGAUGACACAUAGCUGUCUGCCGAAUACAAUGUUGUCGGUUGACGGGCACUUUAAUUUGCGGGUGUAUACAACCGUUCCGGUGAAAAUGGGUGAAAUGCUGCACAAUAAUUACACUAGGAGUUUGUUUGGCACAUAUGAGCGACAAACGCAUUUAAGAGAAGGAAAAUACUCCUCCUGUACUUGCGAGAGAUGCUUGGAUCCAACUGAGCUUGGAACUCAUUUGAGCUCGAUAAGAUGCACUGAAUGUGAUGAAGGACUCUGUUCAUUCUACCCCAGCGAUCCUAGAUGGGAAUGUAACAAGUGCCACAAACGUCUAAAGCGAGAGUACGUCAACGAGGUCCUUUGUGCAGCCCGUAGUGAAAUCAUGAGUUGCCCCCUAGAAGUUCGCGAUCUGGAGAAAGCCAUCAGCAAACACUCGAAAACACUCAAUCCACGACACGCGCUGGUUCUGGAAGCGAAACAAAAUCUUGUCGCGGAACUACGGAACAUUUGCGCGAUUAUGGAGCCGAGCAAUGUGCCGAAGCAAGUGCUUAAACGAAAGUUGGAACUGUGCGAGGAAAUUCUGGCUAUUCUUCGAGUUCUGGAACCGGGUCUGUCCCGACUCGCUGGAAUUGCGAUGUACGAGUACCAUGUGGCACUUGUGGAGCUGUCCCGCAGGAACUUUGAUACAACGGAGAUUAAAUCGAACGAGUUAUUGGAAAAUUUCAUCACAGCUGAAGCCGAACUGAAGCAAGCGAUCAGUAUGCUAUUAUUUGAACAUCCGACUACUCCGGAGGGACAAUUGACGAAGCGAGCUAUGCGCGAACUGAAGGAUCUUCGAGAGGAGAUAGCUGAAGUUCGAGCAAUGAUCGAGGAUGAAAAUAUGGACAAGCAGAGUCAAUAUCGUAACCAGAGAAAUAGUAACAUCAACAAUAAUUAUAAGAAGAAAAUGAACAAACGUCGUUAGAUGAACAUGAACAUGAACAUGAACAUUAUAAUGCUCAUUCAGAUCAUCGUUAUUAGUUGUUUAACAAGUGAAAAACCACGCGUUUCCAUAAUUUUUCUUCGCAGUUGUGACGCAUGGUUACCUUCAAUUUAUUAUCAGCAUUCUCAUGUUGUUAUCUCACCGUUUUUAGACAUCUUUUAGUAGCAAAUUCGAUCGGUUAUCACAAAAAUAAACAAGAGUGGAAUACGGAUACCCUGAUUUCUAAUUGUUUCUUUUCUUCUCAGCAGAUUUCAAUGGUUAUAUCCAGAGUUGCACUGUUGCUACAAAUUUUAUUUUGUAAGGUGAGCGCCUUUUUAUAUUUUCCAAUCAUACGGUGUUAUAUGACCUAGCAGAAGUAUAAUAUGCUCAUAAGCUGUUUCUCUCAGAGACUUCAAAGCUCAGAGAAACAACUUGUAUGAAUGAGAGAUUCCAUCAAUCUAUUCACUUCAUGCCCACCAGCGAAGAGAAGAAACCGCUUUUCCGGUGAGUCUGUUCUCCCAGUAUUCGAGCAUUAAUUCUCCAGUCCGGGCUCUUUUUGACGUAGGACUACGUCUUUGAUUUCUAUAUAGGGGGGUCACUACGAAAAAUGUAACGUUUAUUAAGAGUUUUCAAAUGCAUAUUACGCAGAGUCGUUCUUACGAUAUAUGUUAUAAUAUAUACCAUCAAACUGCAAAUUUAUC